CUACACGUAGGCUACUGGGACCAGGGUAGUAUCCAUGUCACGUUUUAUUCGACCACGUGACAGGGUUAAGGGGUCAUAAAAGUUGCGUUUUGUCGCGGAACAAUUUUUUAAGAAGUAAACGGGCAAGGUAUAUCUCUUGUAUUAAACCAGCACAAUCACCGACCAGAUCACGAUGGAGAUCAGUUUCAAGGGCAAAAGAGCUCUUGUAACAGGAGCUGGUAAAGGUAUCGGUCGUGGUGUCGCUAAAGCACUGGUGAGGUGUGGAGCGGAGGUGGUGGCAAUAUCAAGAACAAAGGCGGAUCUGGACUCACUAAGAGAUGAGGUGCCGUCAAUUCAGGCCGUGUGCGACGAUGUUGCUGACAUUGAGAAAAUGCAGAAACUGAUCGAGAGCCAGGAGACUUUUGAUCUUCUUGUCAACAAUGCGGGUUUUGCCAUCUUCGAGAGUUUUCUUGAAAUAAAACCUGAGAGUUUUGACAGAAUGCACGAAACUAACGUAAGAGCGCCUCUAUUUAUUGCUCAGGCGGUAGCCAAGAAGAUGGUCGCUAAGGGAGAAGGCGGUGCGAUCGUCAACGUCAGCAGCGUAUUCACAGAGCUUCAUCUUCCAAAUUCUAUCUCACUUGUAAGUAAUAAAGCUGCAAUGGACAGGAUGACGAAAGGCAUGGCAAUGGAGCUUGGACAUUACAAGAUCCGAGUGAAUACAGUUAACCCAACUGUCGUAUGGACUGAUGCGGCGAAAAAAGCCUUUGGAACUAGGGAAGGGUGCAAGAUGUUUGAGGAAAAGUGUCCUUUGGGACGUAUUGCAGAAGUAGAAGAUUGUGAAAACGCAAUCUUGUUUUUGCUGAGCGACAAGGCUGCCAUGGUGACAGGAACUCAUUUUAAGAUUGACGGCGGGGGUUUCUUGUCAUGAUCAUGUAAUGACGUCACAUGAAUGGUAAUGGUCUCAUAAUUAUGUAGUAACAAAAUCUGAUCAAAGUAGAAUGUUUGCAUUAAAAGUUUAUUUUUCUUUAAA
This is a messenger RNA of Nematostella vectensis (starlet sea anemone), 1009 nucleotides long. RefSeq names its product D-erythrulose reductase. The record is from RefSeq and is a predicted model, not a curated record. Gene Ontology annotation, molecular function: L-xylulose reductase (NADPH) activity; carbonyl reductase (NADPH) activity. Lineage: Eukaryota; Metazoa; Cnidaria; Anthozoa; Actiniaria; Edwardsiidae. Bases 173 to 907 code for a protein of 244 amino acids. The transcript is spliced from 8 exons. Gene Ontology annotation, biological process: xylulose metabolic process; glucose metabolic process.